AUGUCGACUCUGGAUCUUUUAGGUCGCUCUUCGCCCGAUGGAGUCACGGCGUGGAGUGAUCCAGCUAUUCCAGCAAAAGUUCGUCGAGAAAUGCACCAACUCAUUAAAGCUGACAGGGCCGAGUCACUGCGUCCUCAACAGAGCGACAGACCGCGAGUGAAUAAUUUCAACACUCUUGGACUCCCUAAAGAUCCACCGCCACUCGGCGAACAAACUAUCAAGCCGAAGCAUAAAUUCAUGCAUGGUACACCUGUACAACGUCGACUGAUAGGGGGCAAACUUAUCCGGACAGCCGAUCUCGAUCCUACGUUAAGCUCCUCCGUUUCAGCACCUGAACUCUAUCGAGCAAUUUCUCGAGAAGUCAAGAGUCUGAAAAAUCAACCAGAGAUUGAACAGGACGCUCUUGACGUCGCCUUAAGGUGCAGCUCUAGUCCAAAAGAAAAGCCGCAGACUCCUUUGCAACGUGAACCAAGUCCAGCUGAGAAAGAUCGAGUGGCUUUACGCCAGCAAGAAAAUGAGCUACAGACGGAGCUGCUACGUGUGAGUCGGAAACUCUCGCGUAAGUAUCAGAAACAUCUCCAUCCUCGGAAAAGUUCUACGACCUGUAAGAUCCACACUUUGGCUCGCAAGUGGGAGGAAAAUAACGAGCGCCGAGCCGAAAAUGCAAGGGAAUUUGCAGUGGAAAAUGAGCGAUACAACUUGUACGUUGCCGGUCGGUUCUCCACGCAGACGGAAUUAGAUUACUAUCAGCGCAAGAUUGAGCCGCGUGAGCCUGCUACAGACAAGCAUCGGCGGCCUACCAUGCACUCCAAGUACGGCAAUGCAUUAGCGAAAAACAAAUGUAGUUUACGCGGACCUUUCUAA
Molecule: messenger RNA, 864 nt
Organism: Phytophthora infestans T30-4
Lineage: Eukaryota; Oomycota; Peronosporomycetes; Peronosporales; Peronosporaceae
Exons: 2
Coding region: 1-864 (287 amino acids)
Source: RefSeq, a predicted model, not a curated record